AUGUCAGACCACAUCCGCGAUGCCGGACGCUCUCCUACAACGGGCGGAGAUGCCACAAAGUCCUUUAAUUAUCCAUACGCCGCAGCACCGGACAUAAUCCGCUCCAACCAGAAAGAUGCUUACUUCCAAUCCGUUCUGCUCACGCAGCUCUCUGCCGUCAUCCGCUCCAUCUAUGGCACCCGAGCAGAGCACAAAUGGAACUCGGAAGCAUCCGUCUUCACAGAGAUGCUCUACUUGGGACUGACCACAUUCCUGGGGAACCGCACGCUGGGAGAGGAGUACUGUGAUAUUGUCCAGAUCGAGACGGAUACUCAUCGUCUGCCAUCUCUAAUCCGUCGGUCUGGAUACAUCCUCUCAAGUGUCCUCCUCCCGUACAUUCUGACACGAUUCCUACCCGCCUUUCGGAAGCGUCUCCGAGCCAAGCUGGAGGUGAAGCUACGGAAAGCACACCACCGUCGGGUCUCAUCUCCCAGCCGUAUGAAGAACCCGCCAACGAAGCGUGCUCAAUUCCAAGACUACGUUCUCAAGAAUAUUGACACCCUUACCUCUCCAGCACCAGUCUAUGCCGUCUCUUUGGCAAUCUUCUACUUCAGCGGAGCGUACUACCAACUCUCCAAACGCCUCUUCGGCCUUCGCUAUGUCUUUACGCGCAAACUCGAAGAAUCCGACCAGAGGGCUGGGUAUGAAGUUCUUGGAGUCCUCCUUGUAGUCCAAAUGGUUGUGCAGGGUUACUUGCACGUCAACUCUACCUAUCAGAAUGUCCAACUCGCUCCAGGACCUUCCCCGACCAACGCCUUCAACGGUGGCUCUGCCGUGAUAGAAGAUGGCAUCGAGAUUGGGACAGAGAACAACUUCUCCACCCCGCUCCUAUUUGAGCCCGCACCACAAGGCACAGAUCCUGAAGUGAUCAAGAAGCGUGUCGCGCAGGUGACUCACACUCCGCUCGUUGCAGGAGGCAAAGGCCAUCGUCACGAUCUCAAGAAUGAGGAAGUCAUGCAGUGGAUUGAGGGUGAUCAGGGGAGGAAGUGUACGCUUUGUUUGGAGGCGAUGAGGGAUCCGAGUGUGACUACCUGCGGGCAUGUGUUUUGUUGGACGUGUGUGACGGACUGGUUGAGGGAGCAGCCCAUGUGUCCGUUGUGUCGGCAGGGAGCGUUGGUGCAGCAUGUCCUGCCCUUGAGGGGAUGA
Ramularia collo-cygni is the source of this 1185-nucleotide messenger RNA. RefSeq names its product related to C3HC4 zinc-binding integral peroxisomal membrane protein. The transcript has a single exon. The record is from RefSeq and is a predicted model, not a curated record. Gene Ontology annotation, cellular component: peroxisomal membrane. Gene Ontology annotation, biological process: protein import into peroxisome matrix. Gene Ontology annotation, molecular function: zinc ion binding. Bases 1 to 1185 code for a protein of 394 amino acids. Lineage: Eukaryota; Fungi; Ascomycota; Dothideomycetes; Mycosphaerellales; Mycosphaerellaceae.